This is a messenger RNA of Pipistrellus nathusii (Nathusius's pipistrelle), 1281 nucleotides long. The record is from the annotation of a GenBank genome assembly. NCBI's taxonomy places the organism in Eukaryota, Metazoa, Chordata, Mammalia, Chiroptera, Vespertilionidae.
AUGGACAGCACUGCUCUCCCUGUCAGUGCACCCGCAGCUGCCAAGCUAGUUAAGAGAAAUUUCCUUGAGGCUCUAAAGUCAAAUGACUUCGGAAAAUUGAAGGCCAUUUUAAUCCAAAGGCAAAUAGAUGUGGACACAGUGUUUGAAGUUGAAGAUCAGAAUAUGGUUUUGGCAUCUUAUAAACAAGGUUAUUGGUUGCCUAGUUAUAAGUUAAAGUCCUCUUGGGCAACAGGCCUGCAUCUCUCUGUCUUGUUUGGUCACGUGGAAUGUCUUUUGGUGCUAUUGGACCACAAUGCUACAAUCAACUGUAGACCCAAUGGGAAAACCCCUCUUCAUGUGGCUUGUGAAAUGGCCAACUUGGAUUGUGUUAAGAUCCUUUGUGACCAUGGAGCAAAGCUCAAUAGCUACUCCUUAAGUGGACACACAGCUUUGCACUUUUGUACAACUCCAAGCUCCAUCCUGUGUGCCAAGCAAUUGGUUUGGAGAGGGGCGAACGUGAACAUGAAGACCAACAACCAGGACGAAGAGACCCCCUUGCACACAGCCGCCCACUUCGGCCUCUCGGAGCUGGUGGCCUUCUACGUGGAGCACGGCGCCGUGGUGGACAGCGUGAACGCCCACAUGGAGACGCCGCUGGCCAUCGCCACCUACUGGGCCCUCCGCUUCAAGGAGCAGGAGUACAGCCCGGAGCACCACCUCGUCUGCCGCAUGCUGCUCGACUACCACGCGGAGGUCAACGCCAGGGACGACGACUUCAAGUCUCCGCUGCACAAGGCGGCCUGGAACUGCGACCACGUGCUCAUGCACAUGAUGCUGGAAGCGGGCGCCGAGGCCAACCUCAUGGACAUCAACGGCUGCGCGGCCAUCCAGUACGUGCUGAAGGUCACCUCCGUGCGGCCCGCCGCCCAGCCCGAGAUCUGCUACCAGCUACUGCUGAACCAUGGGGCUGCCCGAAUAUACCCUCCGCAGUUCCAUAAGGUGAUCCAGGCUUGCCAUUCCUGUCCCAAAGCAAUCGAAGUGGUCGUCAAUGCCUACGAACACAUCAAGUGGAAUGUGAAGUGGAAACGGGCCAUCCCUGAUGAUGACUUGGAGAGGUACUGGGAUUUUUACCACUCUCUCUUCACGGUGUGCAGCAACUCUCCAAGGACUCUCAUGCAUUUAUCGAGAUGCGCCAUCCGAAGAACAUUGCACAACAGAUGCCACAGAGUAAUUCCUCUGCUUUCCCUCCCAUUGUUAUUGAAAAAGUACUUGCUUUUAGAGCCAGAGGGAAUCAUUUAUUAA